Molecule: messenger RNA, 2005 nt
Organism: Trichobilharzia szidati
Lineage: Eukaryota; Metazoa; Platyhelminthes; Trematoda; Strigeidida; Schistosomatidae
Source: the annotation of a GenBank genome assembly
AAGCGAUAUUGGAUGUUGGCGCAAUAUACAAACUUGUCUUCUACGGAGGUUCUUUGUUUGAGAUUUUAAAACACGGGGAUGUGAAAUGCCUGACGUUUUAACUUCGGUCUCAACUUCUCAUGAUUGUUCUGCGGAACGGAAACCGGAGAAGAAAAGUUCGUUACUUUCGUUCCGGAAUAUCUGUCAUUUAUGUUUUUUCCUGAUAAUAACCAUAAAGUUAUAUGGCGAAUAUUUUAAAAAUGUUGUUCUAGCCUUUUGGGUGUGCAUUUCAGUCAUUUUCAUGGGAUCUCAAACACAAAGAAGUAAUUUCAAUAUCUCUCAGCCAGCACUCGAGGUCUUUGUGGCAGUCUAUGCUCUUAAGGAAAUAGCCUUCGGUGCUUAGAAUGCUCCAAAGUUUCUUCGAGCCUAUGUUGGCUGAGGCUAGAAUUAAUAUUGUCAUCAUUGUUUUAGGUUUCUCUGAUUCUUCAUAUCGUAAGAUAUGCUUUCUUUACUCACUCAUAUCACUUUCACACGUGAUACUAGUACAAUACUCUUUAUGGCAUCAGGGUUUAUACGAUAUUCUUUUAGCUCAAACCUCCAGCUCAUUUUCAAGCUUAUCCCUAGUUCUUUGGUGUGCAUUAAUAUGCGACUGCUCAAUGAAAUUACUGCUGGUUUUUAUCAAAAGCACUGCUCUAUUUUUCUUGUCUAGAACAGUUGAUUGCUACACAAUGGGUUCAUUUUUGAGUAUGCUAGAGCAUAUAUUUCUACUUUUGAGACAUAUACCCUCUGGAAUACUUUGGAUAUAUUUUUUAAUGGAAUUUAAUUGGAAAUAUCAAGGCGUGUUGGCUGGAAGAAUCUUUGUCUGCUGUUUGUAUUGUAUUUUAAAAAUCUGUGUUGUUUUCUACGCGUGUAAAGAUGCUCUUCAAUUUUUCCGUUCUACAGUAAACGCUAAGCCGUAUACAAUCGAAUCAAAUACCCCAUCGAAUGAAGUUUGUUAUAUGUGCCUUGAACUAUACAGUAUUGUUGGUGUUCUCCCGUGCGGUCAUAAAUUUUGUGCUAAGUGUACAUCACGUUGGUGUAAUGCAUUCACCAGUUGUCCAUGUUGUUCCAGUCAAGAGUUACAGACAAAUUCAAAAUGGCGGGAUGGAUCAAUGGAUUUAUUCAUUCAAUUUUAUUGAUAAAAUAAGUGCGCGUAUAUUAACAGUUGUUAGUUAUUUUUUUCUUAAACUUUCUUAUUAUUUCUAUUGAUUGAACAUUCCUUAGAUUUAUUCUUUCUAUAAUAAUAUGCCAAGGUUUUGUGUGCGUGUGUGUUUGUGGGAUGUGGGUGGUUUUAUUAUGUGGAUAACCAACAGAUCUUGAGUUCGAAUCCCCACUCCACCUACACACGCACGCACAUACACACACAUCAAUCUGUCUGUUUUGUCUUUUUUUCUAUUCGUAUUUUUAUUGGUUGACGUACAUUGUCUGUGUGUGUGCAUGUGCGUGUACCUGUGUGUGUUUCUUUGUGAGUAACUUUAUUCACGUAUGUGUGUGAAUCCACUUCUAAUUGUGUGUGUGUGUGUACGCGUGUUUGUGCGUGUGUGUGUUAAUGGCUGUGAGAAAUAAUUAAAUUGUAUUUUACCGUUUCUUUUUUUUUAUACAGACUUUUUAUUAAAAUAUAUAUCUCAUUUAGUCUUUGUUGUGAUGAUCAGUCUUUUGUGUUUUGUAGGCAAAAAAUAAAAAUAAGUCUUCUUCAACUGAUGAUUCUCUUUAUUAUUGACACGAUAUUAGUGUAACAACAGAAGACAAGGGCCAGGCAACAGAUCGUUUGCUAAGGAAAUUCAACACAUAUUUAUAGAUUUUAAUGUACAUUAUUGUAGAUUAUUCUUAGUAGAAAAUACAGUCUUUUGAUUGGUUGUUUCUCACAGAAAGUUAACCUUGCAUCUCUUUGUGGCUGUGUCAAAUCAUCCAUAAGCUAACUGUAUCCGCCUACGCAAAGCCUUUGUUCUCAUUUUCUCACCACCAAUAUUGGGGACAUAAACACUGA